This is a messenger RNA of Phyllopteryx taeniolatus (common seadragon), 2988 nucleotides long. It is a transcript of the gene fgf19, whose product is annotated as fibroblast growth factor 19. The transcript has 3 exons. Bases 305 to 946 code for a protein of 213 amino acids. Gene Ontology annotation, molecular function: fibroblast growth factor receptor binding; growth factor activity. Gene Ontology annotation, cellular component: cytoplasm. NCBI's taxonomy places the organism in Eukaryota, Metazoa, Chordata, Actinopteri, Syngnathiformes, Syngnathidae. Gene Ontology annotation, biological process: animal organ morphogenesis; cell differentiation; fibroblast growth factor receptor signaling pathway. The record is from RefSeq and is a predicted model, not a curated record.
UCAGUUCAGCAGGUUUCAGUGAAUUAAUUCUGUUUGUGUGUUUGGAAGUUCUUUGGCUUCUGUUCACGCUUGAUUUCGUUAUUGUAACUUGUUGGGCUUCUUUGAGGCCAAUGAGAACAACGAUUUUGUUGGCUGUUGUCAAGGGGUGUGUUGGUAUGUUUCUUGGAACUGGAUUUGGGGGAGAAGGUUAUCAGCAACUGAUAAGGACUGCGCUUAAAAGGCUAGCUAGAGAGUUUAGAGUACUUUAUACUAUCAAACAAGAACAAUAUCAGAAAACGAAAAGGAAGAGGGGUCUUGAAGAAUCAUGCUUCUGGGACAAAAGGUCAAUGUUUCAGUUGUUAAUUUAUUUGUUGUGGUAGCAAUUGUUUGUAUACCACUUUCAAACCUGGAAUCCCACUCGCACAACAGCUGGAGCGAGACAGUUCGCUUCAGGCACCUGUAUGCUGCCAGGGCAGGAGUACAUCUUCUGAUUCGAGAAGAUGGACAGAUUCUCGGCUCUGCGGAUCAAACUCUGUACAGCUUGCUGGAGAUCCGCCCAGUGGAUCCAGGCUGUAUUGUAAUCAAGGGCAUUGAAACUGCACAGUUUCUUUGCAUGGAAGUUGAUGGAAGGCUGUACUCAUCGCCCAUCUACAGCAGAGAUGACUGCACUUUCAGGGAGCAAAUCUUGCCAGAUGGAUACAGCGUCUACAUCUCUGUCAGGCAUGGAGUACUCCUUAGCCUGGGCAAUCAUCGGCGGCGGCUGCAAGGCAGAGACCGCGGCGUCCCAGCUUUGGCUCAAUUCCUGCCUCGAAUCAGCACAGCGGAUCAGGCAUCAACUCCGGCACUGCAGUCCUUUCAUCACCCGAGCCAGGAGGCAUCAGAUGCAACAGAUCAAUCACUUGACGCGGUCGAAUCUUUCGGUGUGCUCGCAAGGACCGUUCAUAGCCCCAGCUUUCAUAAGCGAUGAGAAAGCAGCAUUGAGACAGCCAAAAAACCAAAGGUCGACUGCUCAAUGUCUGUUGCGCCCAGGGAGGCUGCUAUGACAUCCGGUCGGCUCAGUGAAGUCCAGUCUGACCAAACGGAAUCGAACAGAUGGGGAAUGGCACGUGCUUCUCGUAAGCUGUAAAAAUCAAACCAAUCACUGGGAAAGUGCCUACGAAGGGAAUGAAUGAACGGCUGUUUGGCCCUAAAUCCGCCGGGAUAGGUUUUAGCUUCCCUGUGAUCCGAAGAAGGAACAAUGGCGUGUAUAUACAGUCAAUGGAUGGAGGAUGUCGUAACUAGAAUAUGUAUUUACCUUUGCAUUUGCUCCUGAAAUUAGAGGAUCUAAAAUGCUAAGGAAAUCAAGUCAAGACCACGAGGUACUACUCCCGUGGAUGUGAGGCCAUAUCUUGUAUGGGUCUUUCAUCCUGGAAUAUAGGAGGAUGCAGAUCCCACCGCGUUAUCACUAAUGGUGAGGUUCCUGCAGAAAUGCCAAACGAUCCUGGAAUAGGCCAGAGAAGAGAGCGAAAUGGUCUGUGACCGAGUCCAAAAGUCGCCAACCCUUCCCACUUGUUGACUGUCCCAUUCGCGCAACUUGGGAGUUACACUCUGAUGAUCGUGCUCCCUUUCUUAUUUUUUUUGGAAGUAAGUAAGAUCACAUUGUACUCCCUCGAGGCUGAGAGCAGGAUACAGAAAUAUGAAUGGAGACCUUGUAAGCGCCAACAUCUUCAAACAUCUCACUGAAGAGGAGGACAAACUGAGGACAUGAUGCUGUAUCCCCCCCCCCCCCCCCCCCCCCCCACACACACCUUUAGCAAGGUAAUAUGGAAUGCUGCUGGUGUUGCAAAUAUUAUUAAACCAUAAGUACAAUAACUAAUGUGUUAAUUCAUUGAUUUCCUACACCCCUUAUCCAGUCAUGAAAAGCCUAUUUGAGCCAACUGAUUCAGAGGCAAUGUAUACUUCUUCCCCUUGUUGCACUAAAAUGAGAGCAUCAUAAAUCAUUUUAAGACAUUUUGCAUUUUUUUUCCAUUUAAAUUAAAAAUAAAUGCAUUUCAGGUGACACAUUUCUGUUCUUUUCAAGAGCAAUUCCAAAACUGCUCAGCCUACUAACAGCAAAGUCACAGCUGUAACAUCAAUCAAAGAAAUUGGCGGAGUUGGCCGGGUUUGGCACUGAACCACGGCUAAUUGUUAUUAAAUGGGCAAAAUGUCUUCGCUGGUACACACGCCUUUUAAAAAAACGGUCCAAGUGUCUUGAAGUUCCAUCUUAGCUUCAUUCGUCCACUUCUUCACUACUUUCACCAUUGACAAAAAAGCCAUGUCACUGUGACGCAGAGUGUGGCAGAAUGUGGAGUCUUUACUGGUCUUUGUGAGGAGAUGAAGCUCGUCCAGAGAGUGGAGAUUUGCAAGGUGAAUCGAUGGAAGCGGCGUUCGAAAUCCUCGCACCUCGCUUACCCCGAUGCCGUCGACGCCUCGCAGUCGCUGCGCCGGUCAACCGGUCAACCGCUUUCAACCGUUUUGGGGGUCCUCGGCCUGGAAAUUUGUUGAAGGCCCUUGAUAUAAAACAUUUAAAAAAUGACAGCGGCCAUUGUAUCGGCUUGGAGAAGCAGCACGUUAUCGGGUAAAAAAACAGUUUUUGUGCAUCUGUAAUUAUUUUGAUAAUCGAUAAUCACUGAUGGCGUAGCGGUCCACUCGCCUGACUUUGGUGCGGGCAGCGCGGGUUCAGUUCCCACUCAGCGACGGCGUGAACGUGAGUGCGAAUGGUUGUCCGUGUCUAUAUGUGCCCUGCGACUGACUGGCGACCAGUUCAGGGGUGUAGUCCGCCUUUCGCCCGAAGUCAGCUGGGAUAGGCUCCGGCGUCCCGCGACCCGAACCGGGAUAAGCGGUGUUGGAAAUGGAUGGAUUCAUCUGUCAGUUCUUUUUUUUUUUUCAAUGAAUCAAUGAAUCGGAUCCCCCAAAAAAUAUUUCCAUUCCUUUAUUCAAAAACAGGACAUUAUUUCAAACUGACUGUGCAGAAAAUGCAUGAAAAUGUAU